Agelaius phoeniceus (red-winged blackbird) is the source of this 2394-nucleotide messenger RNA. It is a transcript of the gene HHIPL1, whose product is annotated as HHIP like 1. NCBI's taxonomy places the organism in Eukaryota, Metazoa, Chordata, Aves, Passeriformes, Icteridae. The record is from RefSeq and is a predicted model, not a curated record. Gene Ontology annotation, cellular component: membrane.
AUGCGGGGCCCGCGGGCGGCCCUGGCGCUGCUGCUGGCGGCGGCGCUCGCCCCGCGCCCGGCGCGGCCGCACCCGCAGUGCCUGGACUUCAAGCCGCCGUUCCGGCCGCCGCGGGGCCUCGCCUUCUGCCGCCGCUACGGCGAGUUCGGCUGCUGCGACCCGCGCCGCGACAGCGCCCUGCUGCAGCGCUUCUACCGCCUCAGCGCCAGCCUCGACGAGCGCACCUACGCCGCCUGCGCCGGGCACCUGCAGGAGCUGCUGUGCCAGGAGUGCUCUCCAUAUGCGGCUCACUUGUACGAUGCUGAGGACCCCUCCACCCCCGUGCGGACGAUCCCCGGGCUGUGCCAGGACUACUGCACGCAGCUGUGGCACAGCUGCCGCUCCAUCUUCCGCGCCCUCUCCGCGGACCCGGAGCUAACGGCGCUGGAAAACAACGCGGCAAAGCUCUGCCGCUACCUGUCCCUGGAGGACACCGACUACUGCUUCCCCCACCUGCUGGCCAACCAGCACCUGAACCAGAACCUGGGGCUGGUGACGGCUGACGCCGAGGGCUGCCUGCAGCUGUGCCUGCUGGAGGUGGCCAACGGGCUGCGCAACCCCGUGGCCAUGGUGCACGCCAACGACGGCACCCACCGCUUCUUCAUCGCCGAGCAGGUCGGCCUGGUGUGGGCCUACCUUCCUGAUGGAUCCAGGCUCGAAAAGCCAUUCCUGAACAUCAGCGAGGCUGUGCUCACCUCGCCUUGGGAAGGAGAUGAGAGAGGGUUUCUGUGUAUUGUCUUCCAUCCUAAAUUCAAAUUUAAUGGUAAAGUGUACGUCUACUAUUCAGUUGAAGUUCAUUAUGAAGAGAGGAUCCGAAUCAGUGAGUUCAGAAUUUCUCCUACUGACAUGAAUGCCUUGGACCAUGGUUCUGAAAGGAUAAUCCUUGAAAUAGAAGAACCUGCUUCCAACCAUAACGGAGGAGAGCUGCUCUUUGGAGAUGAUGAGUAUCUCUACAUCUUCACUGGAGAUGGAGGCAUGGCUGGGGAUCCUUUUGGCACCUUUGGAAAUGCCCAGAACAAAUCAGCCCUGCUGGGCAAAGUGCUGCGGAUCGAUGUGAACAACAACGACCGCGGGCCCCUGUACCGAAUUCCCCCCGACAACCCCUUCGUCAGCGACCCCGCGGCGCGCCCCGAGGUCUACGCCUACGGCGUGAGGAACAUGUGGCGCUGCUCCUUCGACAGGGGGGACCCUCGCACCAAGGAAGGGAAGGGGAGGCUUUUCUGUGGAGAUGUGGGGCAGAAUAAAUAUGAAGAAGUCGACAUCGUGGAGAAAGGGAAAAAUUACGGCUGGAGGGCGAGGGAAGGGUUCAGCUGUUACGAUAAGAAGCUUUGCACCAAUUCUUCCUUGGAUGAUGUGCUUCCAAUUUAUGCAUAUCCACACAAAAUGGGGAAGUCUGUUACAGGAGGCUACGUCUAUCGAGGUUGUGAGUCUCCAAACCUGAAUGGCCUAUACAUAUUUGGUGAUUUUAUGAGUGGACGCCUGAUGUCUUUGAAGGAGGACCAUGCUACUGGAGAGUGGCAGUACAGUGAAAUCUGCAUGGGGACAGGACAAACGUGCAUGUUCCCUGGGCUUAUCAAUAACUACUACCAAUACAUCAUCUCCUUUGCUGAAGAUGAAGCAGGAGAAUUGUACUUCCUAUCUACUGGUGUACCAAGUGCCACAGCUCCCAAUGGAGUGGUGUACAAAGUGGUGGACACCUCCAGGACAGCACCACCAGGAAAAUGCCGAGUUGAGCCAUCGCCAGUGAAAGUCAAAAGCAAGCGCAUCCCGUUUGUGCCAAAGGAGAAGUUUAUUAUGAAAACACCGCCACCACAUCCCCGCCUGCCGACCACCACCGAGGCUCCGUGGGGAGGCGCCCCAGCCCCGCGGACCCCAGCGCCGCCACGGACCCGACCCGGGCUGGGCAGCCCAGCAGCUCCCAGCGGCAGAGCCCCCGGGCCGGGCAAGGGCCCGGAGGAGGAGAAGGAGCAGCGCAGGAAGAAGAAGAAGAAGAAGAAGCAGGGCCCCGGCAAUGGCGCGGUGCGGCUGAUGCGGCAGGGCCGGCGCGGGCGCGGCCGGGGCAGGCUGGAGGUGUUCAUCGACGGCGAGUGGGGCACGGUGUGCGACGAUGGCUGGAGCCUGCCCGCCGCCGCCGUGGUGUGCCGCCAGCUCGGCUUCCCCCGCGCCCUGCGGGCCGCCAAGAAGGCGGAGUUCGGGGAAGGGAGCUCGCUCCGCAUCCUCCUGGAUGAUGUGCAGUGCUCCGGGCAGGAGAGGACGCUGCUGGAGUGCUCCCACGCCGGGGUGGGCACGCACAACUGCAAGCACGAGGAGGAUGCUGGCGUGGUGUGCAGCCGGGAGGAGGCGACAGACUGGUGA